Molecule: messenger RNA, 1101 nt
Organism: Schistocerca gregaria
Lineage: Eukaryota; Metazoa; Arthropoda; Insecta; Orthoptera; Acrididae
Product: thyrotropin receptor-like
Exons: 4
Coding region: 1-1101 (366 amino acids)
Biological process (GO): G protein-coupled receptor signaling pathway
Cellular component (GO): membrane
Molecular function (GO): protein-hormone receptor activity; G protein-coupled receptor activity
Source: RefSeq, a predicted model, not a curated record
AUGGGUCUACAACUUGAUCAUGGUGUUGAUGUAAAGGGCAUCGUACGUCGCCCGGGCUGCCAGGUGGCGGGCUUCCUGACGGUGUUCGCGUCGGAGCUGUCGGUGUACACGCUGACGGUGAUCACGGGCGAGCGCUGGUACGCCAUCACGCACGCGCUGCACCUGGACCGCCGGCUGCGGCUGGGCACGGCGGGCCGCGUCAUGGCCGCCGGCUGGCUGUACGCCGUCUCCAUGGCGGCGCUGCCGCUGCUCGGCGUCAGCGGCUACUCCAGGACCAGCAUCUGCCUGCCGAUGGAGAACCGCGACGCGGGCGACACAGCGUACCUGGCGACGCUGCUGCUGGUGAACGCGCUGGCAUUCGCGCUGGUGUGCGCCUGCUACGCGCGCAUCUACUGCGCCAUCCGCGGGAGCGGCGGGACGCGCCGGGGAGCGGCGGCGCGGUCGGACGCGACGGUGGCGAAGCGGAUGGCGCUGUUGGUGUUCACGGACUUCGCGUGCUGGGCGCCGGUGGCGUUCUUCGGGCUGACGGCGCUGGCGGGCCGGCCGCUGCUGGGCGUGCCGCGCGCCAAGAUCCUGCUGGUGUGCUUCUACCCGCUGAACGCGUGCGCCAACCCCGUGCUGUACGCGCUGCUGACCAAGCAGUACCGGCGAGACCUGCGCGCGCUGCUGGGCCGCGGCGGCCGCUCCGGCACCGCCUCGCGCGGCCGCAAGGAGCCGCUGGCCGCCGCCGCCAACCACGCCUGCUCCAACCACCACGCGGGCCCGCACCCGCCGCCGGGCGUCGCCACGGUCGCCACGGCGACGGCGACGGCGACCGGGCUGUUCUCGGACGGGCCCGGCAGGCCCGCGGGCAGUCCGCAGCAGGCGCCCCAGUCGGACGCGCAGCCGCGGCCCACGUCGUCGCCGCCCAGCGAGGGAGUCACCACCAGCUCGAGCAGCCAGCAGCAGCCGCGCGGCGGCUCUCCGCACCCGCUGCGCAACUCCAACACGCGGCUCAACUUGAGCGGCGACCAGGAGCUGGUGCUGAAGCGCGCGCUGCUCGAGGCGCAGGCGCUCGCGCGCCCGCCCUCACCCGCCGUCUACUCGGACUCGCACCUGUAA